Messenger RNA from Seriola aureovittata, 8415 nucleotides. It is a transcript of the gene myo10l3, whose product is annotated as myosin X, like 3. Gene Ontology annotation, cellular component: cytoskeleton; myosin complex. The transcript has 41 exons. Bases 270 to 6599 code for a protein of 2109 amino acids. Gene Ontology annotation, molecular function: protein binding; ATP binding; cytoskeletal motor activity. Gene Ontology annotation, biological process: signal transduction. NCBI's taxonomy places the organism in Eukaryota, Metazoa, Chordata, Actinopteri, Carangiformes, Carangidae. The record is from RefSeq and is a predicted model, not a curated record.
CAGCGGCUUCUCGGGACACUCAACAAACGCAUAGGAGAACAGCCACAACUGAAGUGUCCUACAACAGGAACGUAAAAUGUCUCGCGUCUGAUUUGUAGAGUCAACUGAACAAGGGUUUACGGAAAUAAGAACUUUAAAAAAAUUAAUUAAUUUUUAGCGAAGCGGAUGGAAAUCAUUCGGGAGUGCAGCUUCCUCUCCUCCUCCUCCUCUUCAGCUGUGGUACCCUGAACUCAGACUACAAAGGGACGAGAGGUCGGGCACCGGUUAAAAUGGAUACUUUCUUUGUAGAGGGGGCCCGUGUCUGGCUGAGACACAAAGAGCAGCUCCUCCCCUCCACCGUCAGCUCUUGUGAUGAUUCCUCCCUGGUCCUCACCACCGACUAUGGGAAGGUGUUCUCCCUACAGAAGGCAGAGCUGAACAGAGAGACGGUCUACCCGAUGCACCCCAGCAGUGUCCACGGAGUAGAGGACAUGUCAACACUGGCAGAGCUGCAUGAAGCCGCCAUCAUGCACAACCUCUUUCUGCGCUACCAGAAAGACAACAUCUACACUAACAUAGGUUCUAUCCUGGCAGCGGUAAACCCCUACAAGCAGAUAGCAGGACUGUAUGACGGCACUGCAGUGGAGUUGUACAGCAAACACCAGAUGGGGGAGCUGCCUCCUCAUAUCUUCGCUGUGGCCAAUGAGUGUUACCGCUGUCUGUGGAAGAGGCACGACAGUCAGUGCGUUCUCAUCAGUGGGGAGAGUGGUGCUGGGAAGACAGAGAGCACCAAGCUGCUGCUGAAGUUUCUCUCCGUGAUGAGUCAAAACUCAGCAGGUGCUCCUCCGUCGGAGAGGACCACCAGGGUGGAGCAGGCCCUUGUCCAGAGCAGCCCCAUCAUGGAAGCAUUUGGGAACGCUAAGACUGUGUACAACAAUAACUCCAGUCGCUUUGGGAAGUUCAUCCAGCUCCACUUUUCCCAAAAUGGGAACAUUCAUGGAGGCUGCAUCAUCGACUAUUUGCUGGAAAAAAACCGUGUGGUUCGACAGAAUCCCGGAGAGAGAAACUACCACAUCUUCUACGCGCUGUUAGCAGGGGCUGACAAAGACCACAGAGACAUGUACUUACUGUCUGAAGGUCCUGAGUCAUAUCACUACCUGAGCCAGUCAGGAUGUGUGAAGGACAGCAGUCUGGAUGACAAGCAGCUCUUUGACUAUGUGAUGGAGGCUUUGAAAGUGAUGGAAUUCACAGAGGAGGAGAUCAGAGAUGUGUUCAAGUUGCUGUCUGCUGUCCUCCAGAUGGGCAACAUUGAGUUCAUGACUGCUGGUGGAGCUCAGAUCACUUCAAAAGGGGUGGUCAGUAACGUGAGUGAACUGCUCGGCCUGGACUCCUUCCAGCUGUCAGAGGUCUUAACCCAGCGCUCCAUGAUCCUCAGAGGAGAGGAGAUCUGCUCACCCCUCACUGUGGAGCAGGCAGUGGACUCGCGGGACUCGGUUGCCAUGGCGCUUUACUCUCAGUGUUUCUCCUGGAUCAUAAUGAGGAUUAACCAGAAGAUUAAAGGAAAAGACAACUUCAAGUCCAUCGGCAUCCUGGACAUCUUCGGCUUUGAGAACUUUGAGGUGAACCGGUUUGAACAGUUUAAUAUCAACUAUGCCAACGAGAAACUCCAAGAGUAUUUCAACAAACACAUCUUCUCACUGGAGCAGCUGGAAUACAACAGGGAGGGGAUCCAGUGGGAAGCCAUAGACUGGAUGGAUAACGCAGAGUGUCUGGAUCUCAUAGAGAAGAAACUGGGCAUGUUGGCUCUUAUCAAUGAGGAGAGUCGCUUCCCCAAAGGCACAGACUAUACCCUUCUGGAGAAAUUACACAGCCGACAUGCAACAAACCUAUACUAUGUGAAGCCCCGAGUGACUGACCACCAGUUUGGCAUCAAGCACUAUGCUGGAGAGGUGCUUUAUGAUGUGCGAGGGAUCCUGGAGAAGAACAGAGACACCUUCAGAGACGACAUCUUGUUUAUUCUGAAAGACAGCAGGCUUGACUUUAUCUACGACCUCUUCGAGCGUGUCGGGAGCAGGAAUGGAGAUGAGACCCUGAAGAUGGGCACAGCCAGACGCAAGCCCACCGUCAGCUCUCAGUUCAGGGACUCUCUCCAUUCCCUGAUGGCCACACUAAGUGCCUCCAACCCUUUUUUUGUGCGUUGCAUCAAACCAAACAUGGACAAGAAAGCCAACCAGUUUGAUCCUGAUGUCGUACUUAACCAGCUGAGAUACUCUGGGAUGCUGGAAACAGUGAAGAUCCGCAGGGCUGGGUUUCCUGUUCGCAGAACCUUCAAGGACUUCUACAGCAGGUACACGAUGAUCCUGAAGAGCAAAAUCCACUCAGACGAUGAGAAGCAAAGCUGCUCAGAGCUGCUCAUACUCCAUGACAGAGCCAAGAAAGAGUGGCAACUGGGGAAGACAAAGGUGUUCUUGAAGGAGGCCCUGGAGCAAAGGCUGGAGAAAGAGAGGGAAGAGGUGCGGCGCAGGGCUGGCAUGGUGAUCCGCGCCCACAUCCUCAGCUAUGUGGCAAGGAAACAAUAUAAAAAGGUUCUGUCCAGCGUCGUCACCAUCCAGAAGAACUACCGCGCUCACUUUUGGAGACGCGUCUUCCUGCGCCUGCGCUUGGCCACCAUCGUCCUGCAGAGGCAUCACAGAGGCCAGCUGGCCCGAUCCUUCUGUCGCCAGCUCAAGGAGGAAAAACAGAAGCGAGAGGAAGAGGAUAGGAGGAGGAGAGAAGAAGAAGAAGAGGACAGAAGGCGAGUAGAGGAGGAGAAGAGGAGGAUGGAGGAGGAGAGGAGAAGGAGGGAGGAGGAGGAGGAGAAACAGAGGCUGAUGGACGAGGAGAUGAAGAGGAGGGCAGAGGAGGAGUCAAUGAGGAAGGAGGAGCUGAGACUGAAGGAGAAAGAGGAAGAGCAGAAAAUGGCAGCUAAAGCAGACAAGAAAAGGAACUCACUACUUAAUGGUGCUUGUCAGAAGAAGGAACUGUCCCAGUCUCUGUCCUACAGUCACACCUCUGAGGAAGAGAGCCGUCAGAUGGAGGAGAUCCUGCGGCUGGAGAGGGAGAUCGAGCGUCUGCAGAAGCAGCAGGAAGACGGCGUGUCCCUCCUCGGAGACGUCUCUCAUGAGGAGCUACGCCAGAUGAGGGACGCUGAGAUCUACAGACUGGAGAAGGAAGCUUCCCGUGUUGCUACUGAGUUCCUGGAGCUGCUGGACUUCGGUGGUUUAGAGCCAUCCCUCUCGAGUGAGGAGAACCUCCACGACCCGACUGAAUCCACCGCCCCUCUGGCUGAGGAGGAGGUAGACGAGGGUUUCCACGCCGAGGAUGAGUGCAUUCCUCUGCCUGACUUCCCUCCUCCGGCUGUGGUUCCUCUGGACAAGGAAGUAUUCCAAAGUAUUCCCCCUCCUCCGCCUGCCUUUGCAGAAGGACUAAUGGUCUCCCCCUCUUCGGCCUCCUCUCCUGCACUGGGAAAGCUCUCCACAGUUACCCCCAACGGACUGAGUCAUACCCCUGUUCUCACAGACUCCCAAACCCCCGGCCCUCCUCCUCCUCUUCCUCCCCCUCCUCCUCCUCCCCCCCUGGUCACUAAUGGAGAAAGUCAGCCAUGCCAGAGCACCAGCAGGGGGUCAGUCUUUGAGCAUGUGGGUGAGGAGCCGUCCCACUCAAACCUGCCAGACAUAGAGUCGGACUAUGACCAGGAGGAGUUUGAGGAGGUUCAUGGGAGCUCAGGUGCUAGCACCAACGAUGGCCAUAUCACAGAUGAGGAGGUGCUACGAAAAUCCUCCUGCACCCAGAACAGCCUGGACUCUUUCAGAGGCAGCUCGGACUCGUUCAUUGACAGCGACGAGGACAAUGAUGGCUAUGUGGACACAGAUGAGGAAGUUUCCAAUGGGAGAAUGAAUCUGCUGAAUGGCAGCGGGCCUCCAUACUUCCACGGCUACCUCUACAUGAAGAGUGGUCUGAUGAUCCCGUGGCGUCGUCGCUGGUGCGUGCUCAAGGACGAGACCUUCAUGUGGUUUCGGGCCAAGCAGGACUCCCUCAAAUCCGGCUGGCUUUACAAGAAAGGAGGAGGGAUGUCCACCUUGUCUCGGCGCAACUGGAAGAUGCGCUGGUUCGUUCUGCGCGAGUCGAAGCUCAUGUACUUUGAGAACGACAGCGAAGAGAAGCUGAAGGGAACCAUUGACAUCCGCUCAGCAAAGGAGAUAGUGGACAAUCAUGAGAAAGAAAAUGCACUGAAUAUUGUGACUGAGGAGAGAACCUACCACAUCUAUGCAGAGUCCCCAGAAGAUGCCAGUGGUUGGUUCAGUGUGCUGAGUCGGGUCCACAGCGCCAGCCCCGACCAGCUCAUGGAGAUGCACCAUGAACAGGCCAACCCAAAGAAUGCAGUGGGCACACUAGACGUGGGCUUGAUUGAUUCAGUUUGUGCAUCGGACAACCCUGAUAGACCAAACUCGUUUGUGAUCAUCACGGCUAACCGGGUGAUCCACUGCAACACGGACACACCUGAGGAGAUGCACCACUGGAUCGGCCUGCUGCAGAAAUCUAAGGGAGACUCCAGGGUUGACGGACAGGAGUUCUUAGUCAGAGGCUGGUUGCAUAAAGAGAUGAAGUCAGGAGCCAAGAGCACGUCUCUGAAGCUGAAGAAGCGCUGGUUUGUUCUCACCAGUAACUCUCUGGAUUACUACAAGUCAUCAGAGCGCAAUGCCUCCAAACUGGGAACUCUGGUCCUCAACAGCCUCUGCUCUGUGGUGCAGCCCGAUGAGAAGAUCUUCAAGGACACUGGUUAUUGGAAUAUAAUCGUCCAUGGGCGAAAGCACUCUUACCGUCUUUACACCAAAAUGCUGAAUGAAGCCAUGAGGUGGGCGAAUGCCAUACAGGGGGCAAUAGACAGCAAAGUUCCCAUUGAAACGCCGACACAGCAGCUCAUCAGGGACAUCAAGGAGAGCAGUUUAAAUGUGGAGGCUGUUGAGCAGACAUACUGGAGGAACCCCAUCCUGAGAUAUACCCAGCAUCCCUUGCACUCCCCUCUUCUACCUCUGCCCUAUGGAGAUGUCAGCGUCCACUUGCAAAAGGAAAAGGGUUACACCAGCCUGCAGGAUGAGGCCGUGAAGAUCUUCAACUCACUGCAGGAGAUGGAGGCAGUUUCUGACCCUGUUCCAAUCAUCCAGGGAAUCCUGCAGACCUGUCAAGACCUGAGGCCAUUAAGAGAUGAGGUUUACUGUCAGUUGAUCAAACAAACCAAUCACGUCCCGCACCCCAACAGUCCUUCCAAUCGCGCCCACUGGCAUCUCCUGACCUGUAUGAGCUGCACCUUUCUGCCCAGCCGAGGCAUCUUACGCUACCUCAAGUUUCACCUCAAAAGGAUUAAGGAGCUGUUCCCUGGUACAGAGAUUGAAAUGUUUGCCCAUUUCAUUGGUGAGUCUCUGAAGAAAACCAAGACCAGAGAGUUUGUUCCCUCCCAGGAGGAAAUCAUGGCACUGCUCACCAGACAGGAAAUGACAACCACAGUCUACUGCCACGGAGGAGGCUCCUGCAAGAUCUCCAUUAACUCACACACCACCGCUGGAGAGGUGGUUGAGAAGCUAAUCAGAGGUCUGGCUAUGGAGGACAGCAGGAACAUGUUUGCUCUCUUUGAGCACAACAACACUAUUGACAGAGCUGUGGAAAGCAGAGUCCUUGUGGCUGAUGUUUUGGCUAAAUUUGAAAGACUGGCCGGCAGCGAGGAAGCUGAGGAUGAAGGCCAGUGGAAACUUUAUUUCAAGCUCUACUGCUUCCUGGAUGUGGAGAGCAUGCCCAAGGAAGGGGUGGAGUUUGCCUUCAUGUUUGAGCAGGCCCAUGAGAGUCUGACCAGAGGCCACUUCCCUGCCCGUGAAGAGACCCUGCAGCACCUGGCCGCUCUGCGCCUGCAGUUCUUGUUCGGAGACAAAGCGCGUGUCACCUGGAGCCUGGAAAACGUCUACCCCGUGGGCCGCCUGCGCACUCGCAUCUUGCAGUUCACCAAGGUGGGUGGAGCCUCGGGGUCGGGCCAAACUCUGGAGCGUCGGAGGACUAGCUUCCUGGAUGGGACGCUGCGUCGGGGGUUGAAAACGGGCUCAAUGAAGAAGCAGCGCCUGGAGGAGGAGCAGAUGUUGGAGAUGUGGAUAAAGGAGGAGAUGUCCGCCACCAGAGCCAGCAUCGUGGAGAAGUGGUCUCGCCUCAAGGGUCUGGAUCAGCACCAAGCCAUGCUCAAAUACAUGAUCAUCAUCAAAGAGUGGCCUGGAUAUGGAUCCACACUGUUUGAUGUCGAGUGCAAAGAAGGAGGCUUCCCUCACGAUCUCUGGUUGAGUGUGAGUGCUGAGAAUGUGUCUGUCUACAAGAGAGGAGAACCCAAGCCUCUGGAGACAUUCCCAUAUGAGCACAUCAUCUUCUUUGGCGCUCCGCAGCCCUGCACCUACAAGAUCACCGUGGAUGAGCGAGAGAUGUUCUUUGAAACACCACAGGUUGGUGAAAUCACAAAAAUCAUGAAAGCCUACAUAAACAUGAUCGUGAAGAAGCGCUGCAGUGUGAAGUCUGUCUCCAGUUAUGGAACCAACUGGAUCAGGUGAUUGACUGUACAGGACACAAUAUGGACUCAGCCACUGUUCACCUGAACUAGAAAGAGCAAGAUGUAGAAAUGAGAAGAGCAACAAAUCACUUUGACAGAAAUCGUUUCUCAGAGCUUUUGACUGGCUUCGUAGCAACGCAAACAAACUCCAUCCAGAAAGAUUCCUUUCUUAGGAGACACAAAAAAUUGGUGAUGUCUUUACUGAUUGUGGCAAGUGUGGGAACAGUGACGCAUCUGCACCAUUUUAAGCUUUACAGUCGUCCUGAGUGUUGCCUCCCUCCAUGCAGUCUCCAAACCUGUUACUCUCAUUAGUUACACUGGUCAUUUUUAUCAUGCUACUUGAAAUGUAAUUCAGGUAUCAUUUGGUGGAUUUCAUUUCAAUAUCCAGAGAAGGAUGGACAGAGCUCUCCGGCUUUUUUUCCACCACAUAUUUCAAAUAAUUCAAGUCACACAUUAACAAUUUCCAAAAAUAGUGAAUUUCUUUCAAGCCUUUCUUUCAGGCCCCAAACUGUGUAAAAGAAUGUGUUGCAGUGGCAAACAUACACUGACCGAGUUGUCACAUUUUUAAGUGUUUUUUUUCUACAGAAUAUUGCGGCCCAUUGUAAUGAAUGUUCUCCUGAAUGGAGAUUCCCUCAGGUUAAUGUGUAAUAUAACUGUCAUCAUCCCAGGGAGAUUAUCUCCCUCAUUUUGCCUUAUUUAAGUUUUUAUUGUAGCUAUUUAAUCUGGAUUAACAGUGCAAAUGUGGCCUUUUCGGGAAUGGAGUGUAAAUUUUGGGGUGCUGAGUAUAGUGAGGAGUCAUGCUUCCAUGGGUGCAUGUGCCACAAAAUCACAUCCCUAUACUAAACAAAAAAACAGAAGAAAUUUUGCUUACUAUAAGUCAAAUAAAUGGAGCAAAUAAAAACAUUUUGUGUGAAUAACCACUGCAUCAGUGGAGAUGCAACGUCUGUAACCACUGCAGUACAGUAUUUUCUCAAAAGGCAUCAGUACUAAAAUCAAUUGAACUGUUUGGGCUCCUAGAACAAGUACUCUGCAUUGAGCUGAUUUAACGUGUACUGAGUUGAGGAUGUGUCUUUGAAACUUUUUGUAGUUGAAACUGAUGUUCAAGGAUGUGUUUUAGGAAGCAAGCAUGGUAUCGCCUGUUCAUUGUGUCUGUGUCUAAAGAACGUGUCUUUUCUUGUCAGUGAUGUCAAAGGCCAUGUGAGGGGUGGGGUAUUUAUUUAUUGAAGUGUCAACGAAUUGGGAGAAUAAGCUCAGAGAAGUGAACUGUGUGCUGGAAAUGUAAUGAUGCAGUUUUGCUAUUACUUUGUUUUUCUGUUAUAUGUGUGUUCAGGGACACAAAGAGUCAGAAACAGACAAGUUGUUCAUAAUUUACUAUUGAUUAUUCCCAUUUUUAAGUCCUGUUUCUGACCUUUUGUCAACAUGACAUAACCUAAGUGUGUUGCCCUCAGCACCCAACAUGUUCAAUUCCCUUUCCUGUCUCGCUAACCAGAGGAGAUUUCCUCUCAAGGCCACUGUAAAUGAACAAGGAUUCAAGCUUAUGCCAAUCAACCUACAGUAUAUUUCAUGAUAAUAAUGACAUGAUCCAAACUUAAUGAUCUUAGUAUUUACCUCACAUUGCAUCACUGUCUUCCAUUGCUCUCUGAUCGUACUCACUUAGGCGUUCUGGUCAGCUGCCGGCGGCCACACCAGAGACUGAUCUUGCCAUUGACGAUGACUGUAUUUCUGAGAUUUCUGAUUGUUUUGAAGAAGAAAAAUCAGAAAAUGUUUUAUAUCAGAAUUUAAAGAUGCUUUAAUAAAUUAUUGUAUUUCAAAAUCUG